Molecule: messenger RNA, 4659 nt
Organism: Petromyzon marinus (sea lamprey)
Lineage: Eukaryota; Metazoa; Chordata; Hyperoartia; Petromyzontiformes; Petromyzontidae
Product: WD repeat domain phosphoinositide-interacting protein 4-like
Molecular function (GO): protein binding
Source: RefSeq, a predicted model, not a curated record
GUGUGUGUCUGGCGUGUGUGUGUGUAGCGUAUGUGUGUGUGUGUCUGGCGUGUGUGUGUGUAGCGUAUGUGUCGAUGAUGCCUCAGACCCAUCCUCACACACACAAACACUCCCAACCACAGUAUGGAUACGCGAUGAUGGUGGGCAUGGUGAUGGGGCUGACGAUGGUCUCUUCUGCUGCGCAAUGGAGACCGGAGUAAAGGUUUUCAAUGUGGACCCACUGGCACAGAAGGCACAUAUCGACCAGGAGCAGGUGGGCAGCGUGGGGCUCGCCGAGGUGCUGCGGCGCUCAAACCUCAUCGCAAUCGUCGGGGGCGGCAGCCUGCCACGCUUCGCCGAAAACUCCGUGCUGAUCUGGGACGACGCGCGUGGCGGGACCCCCGAGCAGGACAAACUCGUGCUGGACUUCACCUUCACGCAGCCCGUGCUGGCUGUGCGCAUGCGCCACGACGCAAUAUCGGUUGUGCUCCGGAGAAAGAUCCACGUUUUCUCCUUCCCAGACAAUCCCCGGGAAACCUCACAAUUUGACACAAGGGACAAUCCACUGGGCCUGUGCGAGCUGUCUACGUCACUCGAGCGGAGUCUGCUCGUGUUCCCCGGGCUCAAGAGUGGCUUCCUGCAGAUGGUGGAUAUUUCUGCUCUGAAGGGAGCCCCAAAGCGACCUGGCCUGGGGCCCAACGAGAGCGGUGUGACGGUGAAAGCCCACGAGAGUGGGCUGGCGUGCAUCGCGCUCGACUCCACGGCCAGCAGGGUGGCCACCGCCUCUCACAAGGGAACGCUGAUCCGUAUCUACGACACGACAAACGGCGACAGAACCAUGGAGCUCAGGAGAGGCGCCGACUCGGCUCAACUCUACUGCAUCAACUUCAGCCAGGAUGCGUCCUUCCUGUGCGCGUCCAGCGACAAGGGCACGGUGCACAUCUUCGCGCUGAAACAGACCAAACUGAACCGUCGCUCCGCGCUAGCCCGCGUGGGCCGCAAGGUUAGCCCGGCGCUGGGAGAGUACGCCGAGUCACAGUGGAGCCUCGCGAGCUUCACCGUGCCUGCCGAGACGGCGUGCGCCUGCGCUUUCGGCAAGGGCAACUCCAUCAUCGCUGUGUGCCUGGACGGGACAUUUCACAAAUACGUCUUCACGCUCGAGGGCAGCUGCAAGAGGGAAGCCUUUGAUGUCUACCUGGACCUGGAGAAUGAUGAUUUCUAACUUACCGCUCCCCUGCCUACCCGCCCGCCCGCCCGCCCAUCCUCCGCCUGGCUUCCCUGAACUGAGCCUUGGAAACACCUUCACAGGCUGAACUUGCUGAGUAGAAACGAUGAUGGAAUUCAAGCACUGCGCACGGCGAAAUUAAUUUUUCUAAGAAACCUGAGCAAGCGGUUUGGAAACGCGGAAGCCUUUCGUUAGGCGACUGCGUGCUGCUUAUGUUGCCGGCAUGCCCGGGGUGGGGUUUGGGUGUGCAUGGACGGGUAGAACCUCGUUUGGAGCCUCCAAGUAAAAUUGCUGCAAGGAAUGACGGACUGCAGUGAGAUGCCGACGAGGCUGUGACUUAAUUUACAAGAGUGGGGCAACUGUUUGCCAGUUCUCACGGCCCGAAUUUGAUAGUUGUCUGCAUUUUUCAGCGUCUUGACAUUGCGAGUGGCAUUUAGAUGUUCUGCAAGUCUAAAUUUGGAAUGUAAUUGAAUUGUUAAAUAUAAACACAUGCUUUGUAGGUGAAUUUGUAAAAUAAGUGGACUCUCCUGUGGUUGAUUAAAUUACAUAAAUAAAAUACUGUAACCACCGCUUAAUUCCAGCCGCAACAGUUACAUGGCACAUCCACCCUAUGCAGAAGUUACGUGAAUAUAGGGUACAAUUGUCUACGUUUAUAAUAGUUAGGCAUAUGCUGCUCUCGUGGUAGUGCUGUUAUGCCGAUAAUCCCUUUAAGCCGGCCUAGCAGCGUUCCAGAAAGCAGUGAGAACGCGAGCCCCGAUUAUAACGUUUGGCCUGGGUGGGGGUGCCUCGCGGCAAAGAAUGGGACAAUUUUAUUCAACUCGGACAAACGUUGGCUUAAAAUUUUUUAAUCACGAGUCGUAGGAAAUUAGAAGCACUCAAUUAUGCAUUAUUUCAAGAUGGAUCGUAUCCAGCAGUUGGGACAUUGAUUUCUUCUGAAAUAUGUAGAUGUAUUUUAUAAAAACAAAAAAAACCGUGAUACUGUUACAAUGCCAAGGAGAUGGUUGUUCUGGUCAGUCUGCUGAUCUAUUCGGGGUGAGUCAGGGCUGGUGUGUUUUGUGGAUGUUCGUAGCGAUGGGUGUUCUCGUCACCAUGGGUAAAUACAAACUACUGGAGUUAUGUAAUGUAGAUACGAAUUAGCGACUACUUUUGAGGUGUAAUUUAGAUAUAGGUUACGAACGUUACGCAAAUGCAUAUUUAAUGGAGUGGUAACGCGACCGAGUGGUAGCAUGUUUGUAACUGGUCGAUGUUUGAGCCUGGCGGCCACGCUGAUGAAACACUGCGAGUGCGCGAGCCAAAAAUACGAGGUGCUGUCCCCCUUUGCUUCCAAGUGGACGUUAAAUAGCCUGCGACGUCAUUUGAAAAAAAAAUUUGGCCAUGUGUGGCUGGUGUCACUGUCCGAAUACGAAACGUUACUCAAUUUAUUGAAUGGGAACAGCCAAUAGCAACAUCGCCUACCUCCCCUUUUAGGUUGGUGCUGUUCACAUUGUGCUGCACAGGGGGCUUGGCUGCCCAUGACACCUCGCUUACAACAAUGGCCUUGCAGGAAAGGGAUCGUCAAGAGGGGCAUUGCCGGUUACAGCCCAAUAAUUGACCGCAAUUAAUGCCUCCGCAGUGUCUUGCAAUAAUAAAAAAACUGGCCAGCAGACUCGCUUUCCACAAUGCGAUAGCAUGACAUUGUGCACUAUCGUUGAUAUUUUCUUUGUAUAUAUUUGCAUUAGAUUUAAAAACUGAUUCCUUAUUCCUCGGGUGUAUUUAAGUUGUAGAUUCGCUAAAAUUAUAUUUUGGUGUAAAUCACAUGCCGACAAACAAGGUUUGCCAUUCACCACCAAGUUGUGGUGACCUUGCCACAGAAUGCUUGUGCCAGACGAGUUUGCACUUUGAGCCAUGUUCAGUGGCAAAGGCUCUGCUUGCAGGAAACGACACACAAAUGUUAACACAGCACUCGAGGUGUAACAAUACAUGAAUAAAAUAUUGAUUCUUACACUCACGAUAAAUGCAUCGAACUGCACGUUUUAGAAUGUUUCUCUCCCCCCCCCCCCAUUUUUACAUUGUACAUAAUACAUUAGGGCGAUGAAAAUGGAUUUUUGAAAUCGAAUCGUUACCCUGAAUCUCAACAAGUCAUUGGGUGCGGGAAAUCAUUCUACCACAAACCCAGCUUCCACCAGCUAAGCUUCUGAGAUGCAAUGAGAUUAGGCUGAUUAAAGGUGAAUUUAUCUCUGAUAAAUAUCUCCCCAGAGAUUAAUUUGAAUUAUGGCAGGGGUAGCACCACAGUGGUGAGAUGUUAACUACCUCACUUGGUAUAGAGGUUGUGGGUUUGAUCCCAACCCUGAUGCCUGUAUAUUUGGAGUUUGCAUGUUCUCCCAGUGCUCGCGUGGAUUUUUCUCUGGGUUUUCCCUCAUUUAGAAUCAACGUGCGUUUAGAGUAACUGGCUGCUUUAAAUUUACACAAGCCACUUUGAGCUAUCAUUCGUCACCAGGUCACUUAUGGAAAAAUAGCUGUGGGCCUUACCUAGUAAAAAAGUUUGGUUUUAAAUAGUUCAUAAUCUUUACACCUCUUAAUACACACCGCACAUGCAUAUUCAUAUAUACAGCAUGGUUGCCAUGAGCUGUGUAAUUUACGACCCCCCACCGCCUUGUAGACUGGCGCCUGCCCAGCCCAGGAGCCCAUGCACUUGACAGUCAAACCACUGGGCUGCCGCUGUUCUUGAUUUGCAAACAAAACGACAACUGUGCAAGGGGGUUGGAGGGCACCCCGUGACUCUGCUUAUACAGCGUCAGUGCCACCCCUGCGGGCGAGUAGAGUGCCGGAUGGUGUUCCUCGUGCCACGAUCUCAUCGCACGCCAUCGGGCCACACAAAAUCACUAUGCAGAUCAAGGAACAUUGUAGCUUCGCUUUAAACAGUUGGGUGCUGGGUUGUUUUUGCCAUUCGUAACGGAUGAAAGGCCUUUCAUUAUGUUGUACUAGGAGCAUCGGCUUGUAUUUCUGGAUACGAAGGACCGUGUUGUAAGCAAUUUUUUUUAAACUCUAGUCAUCACUGACAUGUCUGAUAACGUAAAAGGAUCAUACGCUGAUUUGUUUGGCUAGGACUUAUUUAGUACCGAUUUGUUUUGUGGUAAUGGUGAGUUCCAUCACGAGAUUGAUGUACAGCCACAAGAGAGUGGCUUGGGAUGCUAUCAGUGGAUAGAUCAUGGCUGUUAAGUUGUGUGCUUAUACCCCCAUCAUACAAUUACCUUUUCUCCAAUCACAACAUAUAAAUGCAUGCAUUCACUCACACAAACAUAAGCACACAAUUUACUGGAUAUUUACCCAAGUGCCAAAAUAUUGUACUACAUUUUUAAUGCGUGUAAUAAUUUUAAAAUGGAACACAUUCCAAUGAGUGCACUGAAACUAUGAAUUAUAUCUAUUUCUGUAACGUGUAUGACUGUAUAAAUUAAAAAAAAUGUGCUGUAUCUUGA